This is a messenger RNA of Octopus bimaculoides (California two-spot octopus), 5228 nucleotides long. RefSeq names its product fibroblast growth factor receptor-like 1. Gene Ontology annotation, cellular component: plasma membrane. The record is from RefSeq and is a predicted model, not a curated record. NCBI's taxonomy places the organism in Eukaryota, Metazoa, Mollusca, Cephalopoda, Octopoda, Octopodidae. Gene Ontology annotation, molecular function: fibroblast growth factor binding; fibroblast growth factor receptor activity.
AUCCUUUGGAUUUCCUUGUUAUUCUAACGUUGUAUACACACAACACAGUUUUAUAUACUCGGCGGACAGAGGGCUACCACAACUACCACGACUACAUACAUUUCUAACAGAGUGUAUAUACACCACAGUGCAUAUAUUGUCCCUGGACUGAGGGCUGCUGCUUCGUUACUGCGACAUUAUCCCGUCGUCAUUCGUUAACCCCGGACAGAGGGCUACCAUUGCUACUACAACUGAAGUUCUUGAACUCCAUGUUAUCUCUGGAUAAAGGUCUGGAAUACCGUGUCACGGCGUCGGUUGCCUGUUUACCUUAAUUCACGUUGCCCUUUUAGUGGCACGAACUGACACCAAGCUAAACAAUCCUCUCCUGGGGCUAUCACCAACUUCUCGGUCCUUCUACUACUGGAGAUAUACACAAGUCAUGUACUGUAUGUAUACUAAAUUACUACAUUGACCAGAAUGGAUCUUCAGAAAAAAAUAUUCUGGAUUCCCUAUAUACUACAGUGGUGCCACCUAUUUGCACUGUGCCUUGCCAAAGGUCCUCCCUUUAUUAACCAGACUGCCGUCUCUCAUAAACGUCUCAUUGCCUACAUUGGAAAGAACUUUAGAAUCCGCUGCCCCAUCACUGCCACACCUCCACCCUACAUGCAGUGGAGUAAAGAUGGACACACUAUCAACAUUGCAUGGGAGAGGUUUCGAAUCCAGGAGAUGGGACUCCGCAUUAAAGAUGUUGAAAUUGAAGACAGUGGAUUGUACACAUGUAAAGCAACCAACGGCUUUGGCAGUGUUCAGCUCAACUUCACCCUCACAGUUAUACCUGAGAAGAAAGAAGGUACCCAACAGAACAAUCUCUACCCUCACCAACUGGACCCUACAGGAGCAACUGAGCCCCGUUUCCUGCACCUGAGUAAGAUGAAAAAAAAGUCAAUCCCACGCCCGGUUGGAAGUUCCAUAAGGUUUCGAUGUCGAGCUAGUGGUAACCCACGGCCGGAGAUACAAUGGCUGAAGGAUGGUCAGAUGUGGACAUCUGAUAACAUGGGCAACUAUCAGGACAGUAGACUACGUUGGACGUUAAAGAUUGAUGACUUACGACAAGAGGACAGUGGUCAGUACACUUGUGUGGUCACUAACAUCCAUGGCACCAUCAAUUAUACAUAUUCUCUAGAAGUUGUCGAAAAAGUUCAAAAAAAGCCGCAGUUACUACCACCACACCCCCUCAACCAAACAGCUCAAAGGGGGGAGCAAGCUUCAUUCCAGUGUCAUGUCAAAAGUGAAGUCCAACCUCACAUAAAAUGGCUGAAAUGGGUCGAUGACCCGUCCACCCUUUCCAAUGUCAACCACACCAUUGAAGUGAAAGGCCGUAAAUUUGUUGUACUAAAAUCUGGUGAGAACUGGAAACGACCGGAUGGUUCUUACGUGAAUAAAUUGACACUAAAAAGGAUCACAUCAGAAGAUUCAGGAUUAUACAUAUGUUUAGGGGCCACAAGUCUCGGGAUCAGCAGUCGACAGGCUUUCCUGAAAGUACAUCCAGAUCCAAAGCAUUAUCGACCAAACCAAAAGAUUCCUCCGUCCACCUCCGGAAUCCCUCUCCUCGCCAUCUGUAUUCCUCUUGUUAUGCUUGCCAUUAUUAUUGGAGCUGUAUUCCUUGGUAUCCGAUGCCAUGGUUGCUGUUCACAGACUUCACACAACUCCAACCACCAACAUGUCCAGCACCUUCCUGUACCGACCAGCCACCAUGAGUACCCGGUCAACUACCCACAGAUGUCGGCCUACCACACCCCAAACAUUCAUGCUGGCUCCAGCAGUAUGUCCGGCAGUUCCAGCUGUCGCGUCGCAUCGUCCUCCAUUCCUCCACUCCGUCACUAAUGCCAACACAACCAGAGACAGACUCUUUUUACAGUGGCUGAGUAGAGGCACGUAGAUAUGGCAGGGUGCCACCUGUGACACACAGAUAGACUCUAUUCUUUAAGUAAAACUGCUGAAGACAACCAAAAAUAUUGGGGUGGGGGGGAGAAAUGCUUUUCUGGAAUCCUCUCUUGCCAAACUCCUGACCUUGAGGAGGCACGCAACGAUGGCGUGAAGAAGGAACUCACCGAGAAAGAUUGAUUUCUUGAAUCUUUAAAGACACAAAAAGAAAAGAAAAAAAAGCACACAAACUAUGGAAUUAUACACAUACCUGCAUUCAUAUAUAUACACACUGCUCAAGUUAUAUAUACAAGAACAUGUUUAAAUAUAUUGGUAUAUAUAUAUAUAUGUGUGUGUGUGUGUGUAUAUGCAUGUGUGUGUGUGUGUAUAUAAAUAUAUAUAUAUAUACACAUACACACACAUAUCUAUCUGUUCACUUUACCAUGCAUACAUUCAUGCACACACACACACAUACAUGCACAUAUAUUAUAUAUAUAUAUGUAUGGAUAGUUAUCUGUCAAUAACUUUGUGGUGUGUAUGUGUGUGUAUAUAUAUAUAUACAUAUAUGUAUAUGAUUAAUAUGUUGCGUGUGCGUGUGUAUAUAUAUAUAUAUAUAUAUAUAUACACACACACACAUAUACACGUGUAUAUUUGCAUUUAGAUUUUCAAAUGAGAGAAAACAUUUAGUGCAUGUAAAAGUGUUUAUGUGUGUGCAUGUCUAUAUAUGUGAGUGUGUUUGUGUGUGUUUUGGUUAGUCCUGUCCAUAGAUAUAUGCCUGUGCAGAUGUAGACACAGUGAAAUGUGAAUAGAAUGUCUAAAUGUGCAUAUAUAUAUAUAUAUAUAUAUAUAUAUAUAUAUAUAUAUAUGUAUACAACAUAUAUAUGUAUGAAAUGUCCUGCUAUACAUAUAUAUAUAUAUAUACAUGACAAUGGAAACUAUUUUCAGGCAUCGAACUUUCCCUUCCCCAAUCCUACAAAUAUUUUAUUUUACAAUAUUUUCUGGUUUUUGAUAAAAAUUCCUCCCUUCUAUCACACACACACACACACACACACACACACACACACACACACACACUCAUAAUGAGAAGGCAAUAGGUAUGUUCCUCAACUGACAUCCAUAUGCAUGCACAUACCUAAAUAUGUGUGUGUUUGUGUAUAUAUAUAUUUAUAUUCAUAUAUAUAUAUAUAUAUAGACACACACAUACAUAUAUAUAUAUAUACAUACACGAUGCAUGUAUACACAUGUGUGUGUGUUCACAAGACCCCAAACUUAACAUCAAUGCGUAAUAAUAGAGAGAAAGCAGUGACUUGGCAGAACCGUGAAGAUGCCGGGUGAAAUGCUUCAUAUUUUAUUGGUCUUUACAUUCUGAGUUCAAAUUCCAUUGAGGUUGACUUUACCUUUUGUCCUUUUGGGGUCAAUACAAUAAGUACCAGUUGAGCCUUGGAGGGUCAAUGUAAUUGACUGACCACCCCUCUCACCUGGCCUUGUGCCAAAAUUUGAAACCAAAAUAUAAGAGAGAACACCUCAUCAAUAGGAUGGUGUUAUAUAUAUUGAUUUAGUAGCCACAAUAUGUGAAAUAUAUAUACAUGCAGAUAUGUCUCUGUGUGUAUGCAUGCAUAUAUAUAUAUAUAUAUAUAUAUAUAUAUAUAUAUAUAUAUAUAUAUAUAUAUAUAUAUAUAUGUAUAUAUGUCUUUUUCCUAAGACAACAAAACUUUGUUUCAACACAAAUUCACAGAGAAUCUUGCAAACUACAUACAAAAAUUAAGUGUGUGCAUGUAUAUAUAUAUAUAUAUAAAAAUUAAUUACAAAAAUUACAUUACACAAAUAUCUUGAAAUUCUCAGGAGUAAAUUCAAUCAAUAAAAUCGCCAUUGGCUUCAACCAUGGCCUCCAGAUGACUUUGGAACUCUUCUGGACAGUCUCCUUGUUUAAGUUGGUGAAUGCUGCCAUAAUCCUUGCCUUCAGUUCAUCUUUGGUGUUGCAAGGAGUUUUGUCGGUCGCUCGCUCAACUGCACCCCACACAUAAUAAUCAAGGGGGUUGCAGUCGAGGGGAGUUAAGUGGCCAGAUGUUAGGGGUGAUGUGGAUGCAGAAAUUGCCUGACAGCCAUGACUGGGUCCUCCUGCUUGUGUGGUAAGGUGCAGAGUCCUAGGGUCUUCCAGCAGCCACUCUCUUGACUCAGGGUAGCAUUCCCUGCUCCAUGCACUUGAUGUAGGUCUACGUGUUUAGUCUGAGGCCAUGUAGGAAGAUGAAUGGAGGCAUAAUGUUGCUAUGAUGCUGACUGGAGGUUUGAUUUUUAUUACUCUCGGUAAUAAAAAUUGGAGAUUCUGGCACAAAUGCCAAGUAGUACAGCAUGUCAUUUCCAAAUUUCUGGCAGAGUGAAUUGUAUUAUGGUGUUGUUUUUCUCACAGACAGUGCCCAACUGACCCUACUAUACUGUGUAGUCAACAAAAUCAAAAGCAAACAAUGCACAUGCGUGAAAUUAAAAAUAUAAAAUAGUGACAAUGUACCCAUCGCACCCUGUGUGUAUAUAUAUAAAUAUAUAUAUUUAUGAUGCAAACAGGGAAACAUGAGAAUAUUCACAUUUUUAAAUAAUAAUUCGUAAAGUUACAGAGUGACUCAAGGACCAAGAUUUUUCUGCAUUAACCCUUCAAACACAUACACACACACACAUGUAUAUAUACACAUAUACAUUACUAGUGGGUUAACUGUUUCUUUGCUAUUAUCUCCUCUACAGUGUAUCCUUAUGGAUUUGACCAACAUUGGAUUUGACCAACAUUGGAUUUGACCAACAUUGGAUUUUACACCUUGCAUCCAUCAGAACAUAAUGAUGGUGAAGAAUUUUAUAGAUGUUUUUUGUGGUACACACACACACACACAUAUAUAUAUAUUUAUAUGAAUGUGUGCUUAUGAAUGCAUAUGUAUAUAUACAUAUAAAGACAUUUAUAUUAUGUGUUUGUGUGUGUGUGUAUGCACACACAAGUCUAUUGCAUGUGUGUAGAAAAAUAAUCUGACCUAAAAUCACAACUGUAAAUAGUGUGUGUGUGUGUGUGUAUGUUAGUGCAUGCGGGUAUGUUUCCCGAAUGCAUGCGUGUUCUCUCUGUGACAUAGUCCUCUUACAGCUGUAGCUGGCCACGUCACACCCUGUGUGUGUGCAGCUGUACUUAUUUGCCAACCAAACAAGUGUAGUCUUAGUAGUGACAGUGCAGUGUCUGGGACUCUAUCUACACUUUUACACACACACACACACACACACACACACACACACUACAUAUAUGUGCCAACAUAAAUGAAGUCCACAACACAACAUGACAAUGUCAACCUUGCAUG